AUGCUUUGGAUCCCCCGCGACCGGAUUGACUGGCGCCGUGGACACAUUGCUCUUGACACGCUGAUUCAUCUUUACAUCCAAAGAAGCCCCCUUCAGGCUUCGCUAGCCUCGCAGUCCAAUAUCCAAGCACUCACUACCACCCAGCUGACAAUUGAGUUUUACCUUCAAGAAUGGAUCCAGGACGCCCGGCAAGCGUUCGAAGAGGGACGAGAGGACGAGGGGAGAAAGCUAGCUGAUCGUAUUAUCAGGCUGUCUGCAGAGGAGAUUGCCCGUGCGUACAAUCAACACCUCCUCGCAAAAAUGCAGUCCUAUUGGGAGCGGGUACGUAACCACCUAGGACGCAGUGAACUUCCCGCCUUGUCCCAAUUGAAGCAAGCAAAGGAAGACUCAGACGCUGAGCGCAGCCGGAUUGUCACAGCUCAGACGAUAUUGGAAAUUUACAUGGAAGCCUGGGCGGUGUACACUUCGGUAUCGUCUGUAGAGUCUCUGCAAGAAGAACAGAUGCCCAGAGAGAUCCCCUGUUGGGUAAAAACUCGCAAGUACCAGCCGCCGAAAGACAACUGGAUGGACUUUGUAUUCGAACAUCUCUUGGCGCGCCCGAGCCCACCAACCUGGGAUCGUAUUUAUUUCCGUCAGGUGUACAGGACUUUCAAGUCAUUCUGGGACGUCAUCAGUAGGUCGGCAGGGUCUUUCGAUGACCGCCUGAGAGGUACGCUGGGCAGGUACAUCAUGGUCACCUUCAACAGUGACCAGGUGAAAGAGGUUGGCACAAACCACACUCGCGACACAUGGUACCACGGAAAACCGUCCUUUUUCCAGAUGCAAUAUUGGGCUCCGUACUUUUCUCCCCCACAGGCCAACAGCCAUUUCCGUUCGGGAUCGGUUUCUCGUCAUCAUAGCCACUCCAGGAGGUCGACACCCGAUAGGACCCUGAGGAUCUUGACAACCAAAGAGUUUCAGGCUGUCGAGAAAAAGGUCCACCGGGAUUGGCUACAGGCCACGUUUGAACCCGAUCAGCUACAUGCUGCUAGUCAGAGUGAUGUCGAUCGUCGAUGCCGACGGACACUACGAUGUGUUGCCCAACUAGCUGGUCCCACAUGGGGCAGUGAUGGGAGGUUAGAAGGUAUCAUACCAUGGAGACUUGGGCCGAAGGGGGGCCAAGGCCAUCAAGAUCAGCAUGCCUUCCACGUUCCUGUGCCUGCCACUGUUGUCGCCAGAGAAGGCCCUGACAGCCUUCAAAGUGAGCCUACGAUCAUGCUGCCGACUCGGCAUAACGUGAAGGGGCUGCUAAAUGCUCUUGGAUCCUUCCCCGAUGUUUCUUCAGGGUUGAUUCAAAGAUUACGAUGGGUAAAACGCCAACUCCAUAAUGGCGGUCGUCAAAAUGAAAUUCCCAGUCACCUCGAGGCGAAAAAGGAAGCGAGGGAAUUGACGCCGCAAUCACGAUCGCUGUUAAGACAGUUCCUAUCUCAGAAGGAGCCCCCAGAGUGGCACAUUGAGGCUGAAGAUAUUAAUGCAGUAGACAUGGGGUCUGAUGUGUUUGAGAGUGAUGAAACUGAGACUGAAACUGAGAUCGACACCGAUUUCGACGUCGAAAGCGACGACAUAGGUUUAUUAGAUGAACUGGAAAGUCUGUAG
Ilyonectria robusta is the source of this 1635-nucleotide messenger RNA. RefSeq lists its product as uncharacterized. The record is from RefSeq and is a predicted model, not a curated record. Bases 1 to 1635 code for a protein of 544 amino acids. Lineage: Eukaryota; Fungi; Ascomycota; Sordariomycetes; Hypocreales; Nectriaceae. The transcript has a single exon.